GAGUGACGUUAAGGCGAGCAGACCUCAUGUUUGGCGUUUUAGUCCACUUUUGAAAGAAAACAAAUUUCUUCAAAAGUGUGGGGUCUCCUCACUGAUUCUCGUCGACUUCAUAACCUUUCCGUUCUUUUCUCCCUUCUUCUGUUAUUACCGCCAAUUUCCUAGGGGAAGUUAGUGGUAAUUUCGAAUCAACAUAUCGUAUCCUCUAGCCCGUAACGUGGAAGUCGACGGCCAUAUAUCCAACUUAUUUAUUAUUCGAUCGACAACUUUCCACAAAGAAUCACUCUUUUCUCUGCGUCUUUUUAAUCAUUUUCUUUAAUAUUCCAACUUCACAAGUCCAGCGAUUUCAUCAAUGGCUCAGAAAACGCCUGUGAGCUUGAUGAACGAACUUGCCAAAGCCAACAAACUAAACCCCGAAUACAAAGUCAUCGAGGAAACCGGACCAGCUCACCAACGAACGUUUACUGUACAGCUGACCCUGGGCGACGUGGGAACAUGGCAAGGCAAAGCUACAAGUAUUCGAAGCGCCAGACAUGCAGCAGCCACAGCAGGUUUGGAGAAUUGUGGGUUAACAAAGCCAGAGAUCGAGAAACCAAACAUCCAACAGUUCAACAUCACUCCGACAGUGGAACUGAACGUGAUGGGGAUGAAGCUUGGGAAGCUGAUUCAGUACCAUGACCUGCAGCCCAAGAUACUGUCCUCAUAUCAACCAAUCAGCAUGGGCUAUCCUAACCUCCAGAUGCAACAUCAUCACACUGGCUUGCAUCACUACAUGCCUCGACCCCGUCCCUCUUACAGCAUUGCACACCCAAGUCAAGGGAAUCACUAUCGUCCAUAUGUCCAAAAUGGGUUUCAUUCCCGGCCUCCACCACCCCGUCUACCCAGAAUCUUUUGUGUCCAGCUGAUGGUAGGAGACCAGGAAUUCUAUGGUGAAGGACGUGACAAGCAGAAAGCUCGUCAAAAUGCGGCAUCUAAAGCAAUCAAGAUGCUGCGAGAUGAGAUGGCUUCUGUUAUGGAUAGGAUUACCACCUCUUCCACUCCUGAAGAAUCAAAAACAGCUAAUCAAAAUGGUGAAAGCAAAGUUGACCAAUUGGAGAGUUCUCCUAGGCAGAGUAUCACUGAAGUGAAAUCUGAGAUCAGUCAGGUGUAUGAGAUAGCCUCUAAACGGAAACUGCAAGUAGGAUUUGAAGAUGUGAAGAGCAGUGGCCCUCCCCACAUGAAGCGUUUUGUGGUGAGUGCCACUGUGGGUGACUUCACAACAUUGGGAGAGGGAUGCAAGAAGAAGGACGCAAAACAAGAGGCUGCUCGGAAAAUGCUGGAAGAACUGCAAAAGCUACCUGAACUACCCAAAGAUGAAACAAGCUACAAGAAAGCUGGUCGUUUUGCUCGCCGUGGGCCUCGUAUCUCCUAUCAUGAAAAACCAAAAGGUGAGAUAGAUCCUUCCUUGAACCCAGUCAGUAUUCUGGGGCAGAUUCUUCAACGAAGACAUGAUCAGCCACCAGACUAUGAACUUCUUUACGAGAAGGCGAAGGGAAAUGAAAGGGAAUUUAAAAUACAGGUGACUGUCAGUCAACACAAGGCUACUGGAUGUGGUUCAAACAAGAAGGAAGCUAAGAAAAAGGCUGCUGAAGCCAUGUUACAACUGAUUGGAUUUCGCUCUCCUGAAGGACAAUCAACUGCUGCAAGUACUCAGGUAUGUAAUUGAGACAAUCUUUGACCCUUUCACUCCUGUUAGUGACCAAGACAGAAUUUCUCCUUACAGUAUCAAUAUAAUAUCAAGCAGACAAGUUAUAGGAAUAAAGAAAACAUAAAUUAGGGGACAAUCAGUUCAUCCAAUACCAAAUUCUCCAAACCAACUUGAUAAGAAUUGUAUUGAGGACAGUAAGGAGAAUUACUGAUGAGAUCUUGAGAGUGUGAGGGUUACUUCUAGAAGGGAUCAACACGUAACUUCUCCCCAUGAAAUUUAUACAUUAUCCACUAAAUCGUUAAUGAGUAUACUCAACCUUAUCAGGUAGAAAUUGUUAUCUUGAUCUAACACUAAAUUCUUGCAACUAAUUUACAAGGAAAUACCUUGCAGCUAGAUGAGAGAAUUAGUAAUCAGAUCUUUGGAGUCAAAGGGUUAAUCAGAUAAAUAAUUGCAAGUGUUUGAGCAAUAAUUGGGAAAAAAACUGAGAAGUUUAGUAUCUUAUUCUUGAGAUCAUUAAAGUUCUUAACCCUUUACUUUCUUACAUCAUUAUCUAUAUUCUCCAUACUGUUCUCUUUACAUUCCCUAUAGUAAUGACAAAGAGAAUUUGUUUGUCAAUCCAGAGCUUCUUAAAUUGAUGAUCAUUUCCUUUAUUCUCAUGACCUCAAUAUUUGAUUUAAGGGAUGAUCCAGUGAGGAGAUAUUAGAAAAUAGUCACUCUUAAGGGUUAAUGGCUUUUUGCAUCAGUGCAUGUCUGAUGUGAGACAUAAGACUCCUUGUAUCUUUUUUAGGGAGAUAAGGCUGUGAAAACAGAAAGGAGUGACACAGACCAGAAGGCUUCUGUAAAUUCUAAUGGAACAAACACAGAACUACCCACCAUACUUGGUCGACAGCUGAAGCCUGGACUACUCCCAAUGGUUCCAGAGCUAGCCAAGCAAACUCGAUCAGAUAUGAUGAACUCUGUUGUUGCACCCAUUGCUCAAGUCAAGCAGGAACCACAGGUAUGGACAAGAAAUGUUAUUUCCUAUCUCUCAAAUAAAUAAAUUCUGUAUUGCCUGGGAUCUAUUUAACAAAUAGAUUCCAAGUUGCUGUGCAGCUGUUCAGUAAUAGAUCACAGAUGAUGUCAAAAUGUGGUAAGAACAAAAAAGUGGCACACAAGGCGCAGUUGAGUGUGUCACUGAUGUUCUAUCCACAUUUUGACAUCCUCUGUGAUCUAUUACUGAACAGAUGCACGGCAACUUGGCAGGGCUCGAAAUUAAAGCUCGCAAACUGGCAAAAUGCGAGUGAUUUUGUUAAUCUGCGAGUGAGAAAAAUUUCCACUAGCAAACGUUUGUUAGUUAGAAUCAUCUAUGUCUCCCAAACAUGCAGUAGAGAGGUGGUGGUUGUCAGGACAACGACAAAGGAGACCAAACAUUUACCACCUUUUUUAUAAAACUUUUCAGCUCAUUAAUAGCCUGUGCGAAAUAUCAAUUCUAAUCUUUUUAUCAGAUAUGGUCAUUGACAUUUCAAAAGGAAAUAAUUUGCUAGUGGUCUCACCAGUUUGCGAGUGGAAAAAAAUCUUACCAGCAAAACUUUGCUAGUCAACCAAAAAGUUAACUUCGAGCCCUGCUUGGAAUCUAUUUGUUGUAUGUAAUAAAGAAUUAAAAAAGGUUUUAAUGAUGAUGUCAUCUAUACGUCUAUCCUCUGAUAGAUCAUAAGUGAGAACCAAUCAGAAUGCAUGUAUAACUGAGCUUAUUAUAUAAUUAGUAAUAGAUCAUACAUAGAUUAUGUCAAAAUGUGAUGAGACGAAAAAAGUGACACUUAAAAUGCUGUGGAGUGUGUCACUGAUGAUCUGACACUUUUUGGCAUCUUCUGUAAUCUAUUUCUGUGAAGACUCAUGGCAACAUUGAACAUAUUUGUUUUAUAUGAUAAAAAGUGAAAUGGUAUAAUGGUGAGGUCAUCUGUGCAUCUUUCCUCCAAUGCACCAUGAGUAAGAACCAGUCAGAAGGGCAUAUAUAAUUCAGCUUGCCAUAUGAUAUAUAAUUGAUAACAGUUUUACUCGACAAUUAGAUUGCCCAACCAGCAAUUCUUGUCUAACUCUGUGAUUCUGAUGUUUAGUGCACUAUUUUUGCUUAUCAGGAGCCUACUGUUCAAGGUGGACUAAAUCGGGCUCCUGGAGCACCCGUGGUAAAGACUACACCAGGAAAACCUCCUACACCUGUUCAGAAGCUGUUACAUUUGGCUGACGUUGAAGGACUUAGAGUACAAUUUACCGAUUACCCCAAGGUUAGUACCUUCUUUUUAAACAUUAGUGAUGACAUGUUUCUUCCCUUAAUCCUUACAUUCUUGGCCAUUGCCCUCCCUCCACCCCACUUUGUGUGGAGGAAAGGAGGAAUCAUGUGCUCAGUUCCUUCUUGCCACUGAAAGUGUUACUAAGCUCUAGCACGACUGAGCCUCUGGCUUUCAAGCUAAUGUAAUCAUUUUUCUCUUUAGGAAAGAGAAUUUCUCACUGUUAUCACUGUGUCAUCUAUUCCUCCCCUCACUUGCUAUGGAUCAGGAAAAACUGUUGAAGUUUCACGGGAAGAAGCUGCGAAUAAUGCUUUAAAACCACUGCUACAGUUACAAGGUAUGGCUUGGGUGCAUUUGUUCUACUUUAAUUCUUCUGAUUUCUUCUGGCUGUGCAAGCUUGUAGCCAGCAAAUUAGGCUGUCACCUGAAAUUUCAAGUGAGGCAGCUUAAAGGUAGAAUUUGAUAUUGUAAGGAUUAUGAGUGUGUAACCUCAGAGAUGCCUGUGUUGUGCUAAGCAAUUGCCAGCCAAAAGAUAUAGCCGAAGAUUGCCUCUUUUUCAUCUGGCAAACUUUGCUGGCAGCUGGUGCUCAGCAACAACUGUAACUUUGUAAAUUAAUAUUGUUAUGGAGUAAUGCAGGGUUUCUUCAUCAACUCGCUUUCGUAGGAAGUAUCAAAACCCAACCACCAGCCACUAAGGACAUCAACACAAGUGAUGAACCAAGAGAACACCAAGUAAAGAAAGAUUAAACAUUUGGCUGAAGUUUCAGGAAAGUUAAUGAUGGAUAGUACAAAUGACCCAUGACAAAGGAUUGUUUGAUCCUAGUAAAUUAUCAAGUAGAUUUUAGUGUGCUCACUUAAGAUAAAAAAUAAGUAAAAAUAUUUUUUUUAAUGUUCAUGGAUUCACCAAAUUUAUGCACAACAGAAUGAAAGAAUUGGUCACCCUUUGGGUUUUACAUAUGCUUGCAAUUGAUAGACAUGAAGAAGUUGGUAAUGUUGUUUCAUUUAUAUAUUAAAUAAUUAAUCUUUUCCUUGAUUAAGAGGGUUGAUACAUGAUCUUUGGGGUAUUCAUUGGUUUUGCCUUGCCACAUAGUGCUACAGCGUAAGGCACAAUGGUAAUGGUAAUUUUUGCUAGUUAGUUUGAUAGACUAACUUUUGCUGUUUUAAGACAUAUCUUAAAACAAUGAUUCUUAGGUAAAAUGUUCCAAGCUUGCUGAUUGCAUGGACAAACUGUGCAAGGCAUAUUUUGCCUUUCUAAUUGGCACUAGAGCUAGAGUGGUAAAUAACUUGUUUAUUUUUUCUGUUAGUUUUCUUUUUCUGCUUUGCCUUAAAUGUUAUGGAAAUAAUUACAGAUCAUGGUCCAUAUUGUAAAAGGGUGGACCAGUAGCAAGCAUGUAAUUAGCCAAUCAGAUUUGAGGAUUCAAGAUUCCAGGUUAGGGAGAUGCUUCUGAAAAAAAAAUUAGAGGGUAAUCUGAGUCCCUCAUGAAAAUUCAUCAUUUUUUUUUUCUGAUAUUGUAGUCUACAUCACGGGCACAUGCCCUUGCUUAGGACAAAAGUCAAAAGAGUAUUUGUCACACAAAUGAAAGACACUCGAGUAAUGAAAAAAGAAGACUUUCCAAUGGUGAUAAGUA
Pocillopora meandrina is the source of this 5575-nucleotide messenger RNA. The record is from the annotation of a GenBank genome assembly. NCBI's taxonomy places the organism in Eukaryota, Metazoa, Cnidaria, Anthozoa, Scleractinia, Pocilloporidae.